Messenger RNA from Aspergillus versicolor CBS 583.65, 1692 nucleotides. RefSeq lists its product as uncharacterized. The record is from RefSeq and is a predicted model, not a curated record. Gene Ontology annotation, molecular function: DNA-binding transcription factor activity, RNA polymerase II-specific; DNA binding; zinc ion binding. Gene Ontology annotation, biological process: DNA-templated transcription; regulation of DNA-templated transcription. NCBI's taxonomy places the organism in Eukaryota, Fungi, Ascomycota, Eurotiomycetes, Eurotiales, Aspergillaceae. Bases 1 to 1692 code for a protein of 563 amino acids. The transcript is spliced from 2 exons.
AUGAGCGAGUACUCGCUGGCUCCUCUAGCACAGUUGACGUGUGAGACGUGUAAGCGGCGCAAGGUCAAGUGCGACAAGCUGCGCCCCUGCACCAACUGCAGCAAUGCCGGCAUCCAGUGCGUCGCUGUUGAACGCGCGCGCCUGCCACGAGGCCGCUCGGCGAAGAAAAAGAAGCGCCCACAGGAGGAACCCGGGAACCUGUCGGGUCGGGUCUCCAUGCUUGAAGGGGUGAUCCAGUCGCUGCUGGAUGGUCGUGCCCAGUCCUCGGAGAGCACCUUUCCUUUGCCCCUGUCGCUGGCGCCCAGUCCAUUGCCGAGUGGAGACGCAGCCCAGCAGUCGGCGGCCAUCGAUCAAUUCGUCUUGACUGGCCACCGUGCUGCGUUGAAUAGUGAGGAGGAUGGUACCCUCAAUACCCUGAGUCCCCGUCUGCUGCAGAUUUACACUGAGCAGGUCGAUCCCAUCCUUCCCAUUCUGCAGUGCUCGGCGCUAUCGGGAUUGGUCACGCAGGGGGGUUGGUAUCUGCAAUAUCCUGCAGACCACCCUGCGCCUCAGGCCCUGGCCUGCGCGAUCAGCUACAUGACCAUUACUACUCUCAGCAGUGUCCAAUACUUACGAGAGUUCAACGCCCCCCGGGGCCUCCUGCUUGACAAGUACCACAGUCUGGCCCAGUUGGCCCUGGAUCGGGUGGACUAUAUGAACACUGACGACCUGACUGUUCUGCAGGCGUUUGUGCUGUUUCUGAUUUCUAUCCAGGCCCAUGACCAGAGCCGACGGGCUUGGACAAUGCUGAGCCUCGCGGUGCGCAUUGCCCAGUCGCUCUCCCUGGACAAAGCUGAUCCGCCCUUCACGGUCUCUGCACUGACAAGGCAGAUGCGCCAAAGACUAUGGCAUGUAAUUUCCCUGCUAGACGUCCAAGCCUCAUUUGAUCGUGGCUCUCCGCCAAUGCUUCACUUGGAUUGCCUGCGUUCACAGGUCUUCCUGGCCGUGGACUUCUUGGAUUUCUUCAGUGGGCCCGAAGAUGAUAACUUAUCAUCUCCCGUAGCGUCCCUGUCAAAUCCGACCUUUAUCAUAUUGAUGGCUGAAGCGCAGCGUGCAUUCCGCACCCUCGAUCUGUCUGGCGACACAAGUCCUUUUGCCGUUGGAAUUGAAAUGCACCUCCGCCUCCAGACUGCCGCUACUUUCAAGGAAAAGUCCCAAGAGAUCUUAAAGAACUUUGAGCCGCAGCAAGUCCUGGUUCACUGGUUUUUCGAGAAGAUCGUCAAUGUUACCCACGCCUUUCUGCAGCUGGUAGCCGUUCAGCCCUUACAGCGGCCGCCUGGCAGCCCCUUCUCUCAAGACAUUGUACACCAGAGCACGUCACUCUCUUUGGCAGUGCAAUUUCUGCAGAGUCUCAACGAGAUGCAUCGAAAUCCCCGGAUUGAGCCCUUUCGCUGGUAUACGCGUCUAUUUGCCCCAUGGCAUGCUCUCUCCGUUGCCAUGGAUCAGGUUUGCGAUUGCAGUGACCCGUCCCUUCAGGGGUACUACCGGUCUGCCAUCGCGCAUCUCUAUUCCUCGCUACAGGACCUCUUAGGCGACGCUCAUCAGGGACUCCUCCAGCGGCCGCUGCAGCGGUUUUCCUUGCUCUCGGAGACUUGCGCGACUCAGGACGUGAUGGGUGAUUUACUUUCGGAACCGAAUCUUCAGCUGUAUUGA